ACUUCAAUACACUGACAGAGCAAAAAUCAAUUACAAUAUUGUCAGUGUACAAACGUUAAAAUUCUACAUAUCAAUAUAUCCACACAUUAAUAUCACACUUAUAUACUAUCACAAGUCUAGCCAAUUCAGAUACAAAUUCAACAUUUCAACAAUUUCUGGGUUGUCAUCGAAGCUACAAUUCAUUUAUGUUACUCGGUUCACAAUUUAUUAAUUACUAUAUUUUCACAUAUUUCGUAGUUUUUUUCAUCACAUAUUUAAGUUUGAUUCAAAGCUAUUGAGUUCUGCCUAACCAACUCGUAUCAUAUUAUAUUGUGUGUGCGCAAUGAGGGAGUUGUAAGAAGUACAUUACACGUACAACUAUACACACAUAUACGUAAGAGUUUAACUAAGUGUACUAGCAAAGUACGUACAUAAAUUACGUCAUCAAUAUAUAUUAUCCUACACAUAUUAUUAUCACACACGUUUCAUGUGUAUAUGAGUUUAACUUCAAUGCACUGACAGUUAGUAUAUAUAUAUAUAGACAUAUUUGUCCACACACUUAUAUAUAUGGCCAACCUUUCACAUACUAGUGGUCAAUUAGUACCAAACAUUCUAGUUGACAACAAAAAAAGUGCAAGAACAAAUACCAAACAUCCUAUAUACCGUGGUAUACGUUGUAGAAGUGGAAAAUGGGUGUGUGAAAUUAGAGAGCCACGUAAAACAACAAGAAUAUGGUUAGGUACAUACCCUACUCCACAAACGGCUGCUGCUGCCUAUGAUGUUGCUGCCUUAGCUCUUAAGGGUACUCAGAAUAUUGUACUCAAUUUUCCUCAUCUUGUCAAUUCUUAUCCAAAGCUCCCUCCCUCACCAUCUCCGGACAAUAUACGUUGCGCCGCGGCCACAGCGGCAACGAUGAUGGCUCAACGAGGUGACGAUGGUCGGUCGUCGGGAAGCAAGACAACAGCUAUAUGUAACGAAGAGGGUUCAGUUGAAUCUUCUUUGUCGGAAAAUUAUGCUAUGCAAAUAGGAAAUACGCAAAUGAUUACGGGUGAGGAGGAAUAUGUUGAUGAGGAAGAAUUAUUUGAUUUUCCAAGUUUGCUUGUGAAUAUGGCAGAGGCAAUGAUGCUAACUCCCCCUAGAAUAAACUCCACAUCUUUGGAAGAGUAUUCACCAAGAGACUUUGAUAUUGAAAAUCUUUGGAGUUACUAACCUGCUAUAGAGAUGAAUUUAGAAUUUUGUGUUAACGAAUUUUAAAAAAUCAUAUGAUUUUAUUAUAUAUGCAUAAGUGAAGUGAUCAAUGUAACAGUAUCUACAA
Molecule: messenger RNA, 1294 nt
Organism: Solanum tuberosum (potato)
Lineage: Eukaryota; Viridiplantae; Streptophyta; Magnoliopsida; Solanales; Solanaceae
Product: ethylene-responsive transcription factor ERF027-like
Exons: 2
Coding region: 547-1188 (213 amino acids)
Biological process (GO): regulation of DNA-templated transcription
Molecular function (GO): DNA binding; DNA-binding transcription factor activity
Source: RefSeq, a predicted model, not a curated record